Pieris macdunnoughi is the source of this 756-nucleotide messenger RNA. Lineage: Eukaryota; Metazoa; Arthropoda; Insecta; Lepidoptera; Pieridae. The record is from the annotation of a GenBank genome assembly.
AUGGAACACAAAGAAAACGAUGUAAUCGAACAGAGUGUUGUAAAAAAGACGGGUUGUUGGGCGAAAUUCAAAAGCCUUUUCGACGAUCGAGGCUUCGAUUUAGAAUACGAGUACAAUAAUGGGCAUUCCGCAAAUAUUUCCACAAAUAACACAGAGGAAGGGUAUAGGCGAUUAGAGGAGAGGAUUUCUAUAAGUGCAGAGCAUGAGGUCGUCAGUAAUGAUGGGGAGUUGAGUGGGGUUAUUAAUUUUUAUGAACAAUUCGCGGCAAUAAACGAUGAAGUGAAAGAGGAGAGUGCGGAAAUGCGGAGACGGUCUAUGGCUAGAAAACGGGUAUCAAUGAGACCGAGUAUGUUAUUGACUAAUAUACUUGAGGAGUCGGCUGAUAACGAGUCUGAUAAGCCAGAAGUGAACAGAUCACCGCCUCCCGCACCAAUACCAUCAGCAAUCUUCUACGCACCGCCGGAACCACUAGAAUUACUAUGCGUAUUCCCGGAACGCGCCUCCCGCGUUUGCGCAGCAGCCUGCAACGCAGUAGCGCGCGCUGGCGGAGAGGCCCGGUCCGUGCGAAGCGCACGGGAAGCCCUCGAAGCCUUUCGCAGAGAUCUAGAAACGCGGAUUCCUCAUGUCGUCAUUGUUGAUGCACGGCAGCCGCAAAUUAUGGAUGCUACCUUACUAGCUAGAGCAAUACGAGGGCUGAAAAACACACAACACACCGUUUUGAUUGCAGUCGUUAAAAAAAGGUUAGUCAUCUUCUAG